AUGAAAACGCUGUCUGCCCUGCUCCAGCGCAGCGACAUCGAGGACCACCAACAAGUCCUCCAAGCUAGCGAUGCCGCCCUCAAAGAAAACAAAGCCGAUCUCAACACCCAGCACAUUAAAGCAAUUGCUUUGUUGAAGCUCGACCGCUACGAAGAUGCCGUCAAGGUGCUCGAAGCGGGCGCGGGGAAUUUGAAAGACGAGGCUCGGUUGGAAUAUGCCUAUGCAUUGUACAAGUCGGGAAACGCGGCGAAGGCGGCAGAAGUGGCUCAGCAGGGCGCUGAUAGAGGAUGCAAACAUGUCGAAGCCCAGUCACGCUACAGAGCGGAGGACUUCCAGCGAGCGUUCGACCUAUACGCCGAGCUGGCGUCGGAUCUGCGGGAAGAUGCCGACCUGGAUCUACGCAUCAACUCGGCCGCCGUGGAUGCCCAGCGGACGUGGGACGGAUCUGACGACCUGGCGGUAACGAGGAAAGCGGGUCGGCAGGACUUGGACGUUUUCGAGACGGCAUACAACGCUGCUUGUGGAAGUAUCGCCCGAGGCGAGCUGUUGCAGGCAGAGGUGUUGUUGAAGAGAGCGCACAAUCUCUGCAACGCCCUGGAGGACAUGACGGACGACGAGAAGGAAGCGGAAAUGCUGCCUAUUAUCGUUCAACAAGCCUAUGUCUUGGCCAAGCUGGGGAGAUUCGAAGAAGCCGAACGGCUUUCACAGAGCAUCGAUGUCAAAAGCAUUCCCGACUCAAGCACUCAGCGAAUUGCACGCGUCAACAGAGCGGCGUCGCGGCCGAGUUCGUCGAAUCCCUUUGAGACGCAACGUCUUAUCUCGGGGAACGUCAACCCUUCAGCCACAGACCGUCCUUUUGAAUUUCAAGCAUCCAUCCUGCAUCAGAAUCGGUACGCUGUGGAUUCGCAAUCCGUCAAAUUUGACGGAGCAGUGGAAUCGACAAACGCAUCGAUUGCCAAGCAACCUGCUCCUACUCUCGACCCACACACCAACAGCCUUGCAGUGGUCAACGCGGCGGCGCGGGCAAGGAACACCACCGGCAAAGAAGCGCUCAAGCACAUUCUGCCGCAUCUUCAGAAACGACCGAACGAUGUCGGAUUGAUUCUUACCAUCGUCCAAUUGUACAUCCUCACAGGCAAUUCCAGCUCGGCCAUCACUCUGCUCGAAGGCUUCCUCAGCCGUGUGGAGCAGGCUGGCACCACCGCUGAUCUCGACGUACUCUUUGCGCCGGGUUUAGUCGGCGCCAUGGUCGGCCUGUACCAUAGGGAGCACCGCAAGAGCCAUAUACAGCACGAGUUUGCCAAAGCAGCGACACAUUGGAGGCGAAAGUCGAAAACGUACUCGGCCGGCGUCACGAAUCUGCUUAAAGCUGCUGGAAGCGUUCUACUGGAAUCAGAGGAUCCGGAACAUGGCAAGCUAGCAGCCGACAUCUUCACCGCCCUACAUGACCAGGAUCCCGCCGAUCGCUAUACGACCGCCGGCCUCUUGGCUGCAGCUCCAACCACCUCCUCAUCAUCCCAAACUUCAUCUCUGACACCCAUCUCCACCUUGACCGCAGGCAUCGACGUCGCCGCGCUCGAAAACCACGGCAUCGCCACCCCAUCGACCGGCGCACAAGUGGCCGCACGUAAGCGACCCGCUCCCGACACUUCCAAGACCGCCAAAGCUGCCAAGAAGAUCCGCAAAUCCCGUCUCCCGAAAGACUACGAUCCGAAGAAGACGCCGGAUCCAGAGCGAUGGUUGCCGCUCCGUGAUCGCAGUUCCUACCGGCCCCCGAAGGGCGGGAAGAAGGGCAAGGCGCGGUUGAAUGCUUUGAGUCAGGGUGCUGCGCCUAGUGGGGAUGGGAGCGAUGCGAGUCGACCUGGUACGCCGGGGGGAGAGGUGGUGAAGGCGAAGCAGACGGGUGGAGGGGGCGGGAAGAAGAAGAAGGCUAAAGGCCGGUGA
Molecule: messenger RNA, 1944 nt
Organism: Neohortaea acidophila
Lineage: Eukaryota; Fungi; Ascomycota; Dothideomycetes; Mycosphaerellales; Teratosphaeriaceae
Exons: 1
Coding region: 1-1944 (647 amino acids)
Biological process (GO): SRP-dependent cotranslational protein targeting to membrane
Cellular component (GO): signal recognition particle, endoplasmic reticulum targeting
Molecular function (GO): ribosome binding; protein binding; 7S RNA binding
Source: RefSeq, a predicted model, not a curated record